GGCCGCGCAGGCUCGGCGGGGAGGCGGCACGGACUGACGGAGGGUCGGAAGGACUGAGGGACGGGCGGGCGCACGGCCAGGCCAUGCCUGGGGAGGCUGCCCGCGCCGAGCUGCUGCUGCCCGAGGCGGACCGACCCGGGCCCCGCACAGAUCUGUCCUGCGAUGCGGCCGCUGCCACCACCAUCCUGGGAGGGGACCGGCGGGAUCCCUGUGCUCUGACCCCAGGGCCCAGCCACCUGGCCCUCACGUUCCUGCCCAGCAAGCCGGGUGCCCGGCCCCAGCCCGAGGGAGCCAGCUGGGAUGCAGGGCCUGGUGGGGCACCCUCGGCCUGGGCGGACCCAGGGGAGGGCGGCCCAAGCCCCAUGCUCCUCCCUGAGGGCCUGUCUUCCCAGGCUCUGUCCACGGAGGCUCCUCUCCCAGCCACCCUGGAGCCCCGGAUUGUGAUGGGAGAGGAGACGUGCCAGGCCCUCCUGUCACCCAGGGCUGCCCGGACAGCGCUCAGGGACCGGGAGGGUGGGCACACAAGCCCAGACCCACCCCCCGAGCUGUGUUCUCAGGGUGAUCUUUCUGUGCCUUCCCCUCCCCCAGACCCUGAUUCCUUCUUCACGCCUCCCUCCACCCCCACCAAGACCACCUAUGCCCUGCUUCCUGGCUGUGGGCCCCACGGGGACGCCAGGGACUCAGAGGCUGAGCUGCGGGAUGAGCUGCUGGACUCGCCCCCCGCCUCACCCUCGGGCUCCUACAUUACGGCCGAUGGGGACAGCUGGGCCUCUUCACCCUCCUGUUCCCUCAGCCUGCUGGCUCCAGCUGAAGGGCUGGACUUCCCCUCAGGCUGGGGCCUGUCCCCGCGGGGGUCCAUGGUGGAUGAACGAGAGCUGCACCCUGCAGGGACCCCAGAGCCCCCGUCCUCUGAGUCCAGCCUCUCUGCAGACAGCAGCUCCUCCUGGGGCCAGGAGGGCCACUUCUUCGACCUGGACUUCCUGGCCAAUGACCCGAUGAUCCCUGCAGCCCUCCUACCCUUCCAGGGCAGCCUCAUCUUUCAGGUGGAGGCAGUGGAGGUGACACCGCUAUCCCCAGAGGAAGAAGAAGAGGAGGCUGUGGCGGAUCCCGAUGCAGGUGGGGACCUGGCUGGGGAGGGUGAGGACAGCACGUCCGCCUCCUUCCUGCAGUCACUGUCUGACCUGUCCAUCACGGAGGGCAUGGACGAGGCUUUUGCCUUCCGGGACGACACCUCUGCAGCCUCCUCUGAUUCAGACUCAGCCUCCUACGCAGAGGCAGAUGAUGAGAGGCUGUACAGCGGGGAGCCCCAUGCCCAGGCCACCUUGCUCCAGGACAGUGUCCAGAAGACAGAGGAGGAGAGUGGAGGUGGGGCCAAGGGCCUGCAGGCUCAGGAAGGGACUGUGUCCUGGGCCCUGGAGGCUGCUCCUCAGACCUCAGACAGAGGGGCCUAUCUGUCCCAGAGACAGGAAUCGAUCUCAGAAGUAACAGAAGAGGGCCUUGCUUUAGGCCAGGAGUCCACUGCCACUGUGACCCCUCACACUCUGCAGGUAGCCCCAGGCCUCCAGGUGGAGGCGGCUACCAGAGUGACCCCACAGGCUGGGGAGGAAGAAGCAGACUCCACCGCUGGACAAGAAUCUGCUGCCAUGGCAAUGCCUCAGCCCUCCCAGGAGGGCAUCAGCGAGAUCUUAGGCCAGGAGUCUGUCACUGCAGAAAAACUUCCAACUCCACAGGAAGAAACAAGCCUCACAUUGUGUCCAGACUCUCCUCAGAACUUGAAGGAAGAAGGGCUGGACCUCCCCUCUGGCGGAAAGCCUGUAGCUGCAGCCACGAUUGUCCCCAGGCAGGCUGAAGAGGACCUCACCUUACCCCAGGACUCCGCUAUGACACUGCCUCUGCCCCUACAAGACACAGAUCUCUCGUCAGCCCCAAAACCUGUGGCUGCAGCCACGCUUGUGCCCCAGCAGGCUGAAGAGGGCCUCACCUUACCCCAGGACUCCGCUAUGACACCGCCUCUGCCCCUACAAGACACAGAUCUCUCAUCAGCCCCAAAGCCUGUGGCUGUAGCCACGCUUGUGCCCCAGCAGGCUGAAGAGGGCCUCACCUUACCCCAGGACUCCGCUAUGACACCGCCUCUGCCCCUACAAGACACAGAUCUCUCGUCAGCCCCAAAACCUGUGGCUGCAGCCACGCUUGUGCCCCAGCAGGCUGAAGAGGGCCUCACCUUACCCCAGGACUCCGCUAUGACACCGCCUCUGCCCCUACAAGACACAGAUCUCUCGUCAGCCCCAAAGCCUGUGGCUGUAGCCACGCUUGUGCCCCAGCAGGCUGAAGAGGGCCUCACCUUACCCCAGGACUCCGCUAUGACACCGCCUCUGCCCCUACAAGACACAGAUCUCUCGUCAGCCCCAAAACCUGUGGCUGCAGCCACGCUUGUGCCCCAGCAGGCUGAAGAGGGCCUCACCUUACCCCAGGACUCCGCUAUGACACCGCCUCUGCCCCUACAAGACACAGAUCUCUCGUCAGCCCCAAAACCUGUGGCUGCAGCCACGCUUGUGCCCCAGCAGGCUGAAGAGGGCCUCACCUUACCCCAGGACUCCGCUAUGACACCGCCUCUGCCCCUACAAGACACAGAUCUCUCAUCAGCUCCAAAGCCUCUGGCUGCAGCCACGCUUGUACCCCAGCAGGCUGAAGAGGGCCUCACCUUACCCCAGGACUCUGCUAUGACACCGCCUCUGCCCCUACAAGACACAGAUCUCUCGUCAGCCCCAAAACCUGUGGCUGCAGCCACGCUUGUGCCCCAGCAGGCUGAAGAGGGCCUCACCUUACCCCAGGACUCCGCUAUGACAGCACCUCUGCCUCUGCAAGACACAGGCCCCACCUCAGGUCCAGAGCCUCUGGCUGUGGCCACCCCUCAAAGCUGGCAGGCAGAAGCAGGCUGUGCCCCAGGGACAGAGCCUGUGGCCACCAUGGCUCAGCAGGAAGUAGGUGCGGCCUUAGGCCCCAGGCCAGCACCUGAGGAGAAGAAUGCAGCCCUCCCUACAGUCCCGGAGCCUGCAGCCUUGGACCAGGUCCAACAGGAUGACCCACAGCCAGCUGCAGAAGCUGGGACACCUUGGGCCGCACAGGAAGAUGCGGAUUCCACUUUGGGCAUGGAGGCCCUGAGUCUCCCUGAGCCGGCCUCUGGUGCUGGGGAGGAAAUAGCAGAAGCCCUUUCUAGGCCUGGACGGGAAGCAUGUCUGGAAGUGCGAGCGCACACAGGUGAUGGGGCUAAGCCUGACUCACCCCAAAAGGAGACCCUGGAGGUUGAGAACCAGCAGGAAGGAGGCCUGAAGCCACUGGCACAGGAACAUGGACCCAGGUCAGCACUUGGAGGUGCAGGGGAGGUCCCCGAGGCACCUCCUGCUGCCUGCCCUGAGGUCAGCCAGGCCCGGCUCCUGAGCCCAGCCAGGGAGGAAAGAGGCCUGAGUGGCAAGUCCACCCCGGAGCCCACGCUUCCCUCAGCUGUGGCCACAGAGGCCAGUCUGGACUCCUGCCCAGAGUCUUCAGUAGGGGCUGUGGCCAGGCUGGACAGAGGCUGCCCUGAUGCGCCUGCCCUUACAUCUGCACCAACCUCCCAGCAGCUGGAGCCUGUGCUGGGAGGCUGCCCUGAUGCGCCUGCCCCCACGUCUGCACCAACCUCCCAGCAGCCAGAGCCUGUACUGGGUCUGGGCAGUGUUGAGCAACCCCACGAAGUACUCAGUGUCCUUGGCACCCCCUUGCUGCAGCCCCCAGUAAACCUUGCCAAGGGUCAGCCCAGCACGCCCGCGGACAGGCCCCUGGGCCCUGACCCUUCUGCUCCUGGUACCCUUGCUGGGGCAGCCCUACCCCCACUGGAGCCCCCAGCCCCCUGCCUGUGCCAGGACCCCCAGGAAGACUCUGUGGAAGACGAGGAGCCCCCAGGCUCUCUGGGCCUCCCACCGCCCCAGGCAGGAGCCCAGCCUGCCGCUGCUGCUGUCUCAGGAACCACACAGCCUCUGGGGACUGGGCCGCGAGUCAGCCUCUCGCCUCACUCCCCACUCCUCAGCCCCAAGGUGGCCUCCAUGGAUGCCAAAGACCUGGCCUUGCAGAUCUUGCCGCCUUGCCAAGUGCCUCCUCCCUCUGGGCCCCAGAGCCCAGCUGGCCCUCAAGGGCUCUCGGCCCCCGAGCAGCAAGAGGAUGAGGACAGCCUGGAGGAAGACUCGCCUCGGGCCCUGGGCUCGGGCCAGCAUUCGGAUAGCCACGGGGAGUCGUCAGCUGAGCUGGACGAGCAGGACAUCUUGGCUCCUCAGACCGUGCAGUGUCCAGCCCAGGCCUCAGCAGGCGGCAGUGAGGAGACCAUCGCCAAAGCCAAGCAGAGUCGCAGUGAGAAGAAGGCCCGAAAGGCAAUGUCAAAGCUGGGCUUGCGGCAGAUUCAGGGAGUCACCAGGAUCACCAUCCAGAAGUCCAAGAACAUCCUCUUUGUCAUCGCCAAGCCUGAUGUCUUCAAGAGCCCAGCCUCAGACACUUAUGUGGUCUUUGGCGAGGCCAAGAUUGAGGACCUGUCCCAGCAAGUGCACAAAGCCGCAGCUGAGAAGUUUAAGAUGCCCUCAGAGCCCUCAGCCUUGGUUCCUGAGUCAGCACCCAGGCCCCGGGUGAGGCUGGAGUGCAAGGAAGAGGAAGAGGAGGAGGAAGAGGUGGACGAGGCGGGGCUGGAACUGCGUGACAUUGAGCUGGUGAUGGCGCAGGCCAAUGUGUCCAGGGCCAAGGCUGUGCGGGCUCUGAGAGACAACCACAGUGACAUCGUCAACGCCAUCAUGGAACUGACCAUGUAGCCACUGACCGGAAGCUGGAGCCAUCCUACGCCUUCCCUCAGCUCUGCUACUCAAUAAAUCGGUGUCCCUUCA
Pan troglodytes (chimpanzee) is the source of this 4901-nucleotide messenger RNA. RefSeq names its product NAC alpha domain containing (gene NACAD). Lineage: Eukaryota; Metazoa; Chordata; Mammalia; Primates; Hominidae. Gene Ontology annotation, cellular component: nascent polypeptide-associated complex. The transcript has 8 exons. The coding region runs from base 84 to 4829 and encodes 1581 amino acids. The record is from RefSeq and is a predicted model, not a curated record.